AUGUCGAGUUCCUCGGAUACCGACCCCGGGACCCGGCGGGGCAAGAGGAACGAGGAUGGUGAUAACCCGCCUCCAGAGGGCGAAACGGGCCCGGACGGGGAACCAAGGGAGCCGAAACAGGAAGCACCAGCGCCACCGGUUGCGAAAAAGCCGUCGAAAAGGCUAAAGAUGAGCAGCGAUAAGUUUCUCACCGUCAGAGACCACGCCCAAAGGGCACUCAUGAACUUCUACAAGGAGAUCGACGCACUGCAGCUAGUAAAAGUGUCGAGAACGUACGUGGAAAAGUUAGACGAGCCGGUGUUUGUGUCGCUGCUUCUUCCUUACUUGAAGGCGACAAACGAGGGGCUGAUGGACGAAAGGUAUCAAUUUUUCGACAGAAGCGAGUAAUCAUAAACAACGCAACUGCACGUGCGAUUUUUUUAUGUAGAUGGAAUGCGCCUCUACACCACUCAAAUCCAACUAUUGUCGUUUGAAUUUCCACUGUAGUAAGCUGAAGAUCUACCACGAAAGUUUGGUUCAAGGGUAUAACGAGGCGAACAAAAAAAUCCACAGCGCCUUUCCCACGCCGAGCGAGAGGGAGUUCGUCCUGCGUUUUGCGUGUCAUCAGCUGUUCGAUUCCGUCAGCUUAGACGGCACCCUGUCCUGGGAUUCACUGCUGGAAUUCAUCAUUCAUUGGAGCGACGGAUUAAUCGAGAGAGAGAACUACGCGAAAUUUUUCCUGACGCCGAAUCUGAUGUGCCUGGAGAAGCCCAGCGCCAUCGACGGCGGGUUUCAAACGGCCUACUGUGUGGAAAACAUACCAAGAUACGGCGGAAAAUGCGUCAUUCUACUCGAAGCCGGGCUGGAAGAGUCUGUGCAGGGCGGACAGGUUUUGCGCUUCGUCGACCCAAUGACGGGGAAGUUGCGAGGGACGUUGAAGGUAUCAAUGAAAGAGGCAUUUUUAAUCGCAUGAGGUUCAGGAGGACGCACGAGGAACCCGCACCCGCUCCAGGUGGAUUGAGAUUAAACAGUGUUCCUACUAGUCGUCUUUCGAAUUGUUCGGUGAGGAUUUAAGAUUUUCAAAUUUGAUCAACACUCUUCACCGAAAGGUGCCCGUACCCCGCGCCCCCAUCCUUGUGCAGAAGGAGGAGGACCCGGGUCCGACACGAGAAGUGUUAUCCGUGCAGUACCUCCCCUACACAAACGUGCUGCUCACGGCCAGCAACGCCAAGUUUUUGAUGUGUUGGGACGUCGACACCAACCGACCCUGCAAGAAGAUUUUUCUUCACGACCAGAAGGAGGGUGCGCAGCUAUUGACCUUCUCCCACCUCCACUACAGUGAGGAGGAAAAGAGCGUGUUUCUGAUCGAAUUCGAGCAGGGCCGAGUUUACCGCUGGUAUUUGCAAAACGUGAAGUGGAGAGCAUACAACGAAGAUGUGUGGGAUAUCUACAUCAAAGACGACCCGAGAAUAGUUCCCCUGACCAACGGGCACGGGAAACCCGUCCUGUGCUGCGUGGUACCACCCUGGAGGAUUCUUUGUGUUUGAAAUAAUACGUGAUACAUGGUAUCAACAUGACGAGGCAAGAAAAAACGUAUACGUGUUGACAUGAGGCUACUUCCUCGAUGUUGAUCUUCAUUCGAAAUUUAUCCGUGAUUCAAAAAACAAAACUAUCAGAUGCUGACCGGCAAGCGCAUGCUUGCCACGGGUUGUGUGGACGGCAGUAUCAUUCUCUGGGACACGAUUUCCAACGCGAAAAAGCAGCACCUCUCGCAAACCAAUGGGCACAGUCUGGGUGUGAAGAGUUUAACUUUCUCCCCGGAGAAGCAAUUGCUAAUCUCUGCCGGCUACGACAGUCGGGUGAUCAUCUGGGACCCCCACGCGGGAACGAAAAUCUCCACGCUUUGCGAAGCUGGGUGCUCCAUCGUCGACAUUUGCUAUCCAAGAAAAAAACUGUGUUAGUGUAACUUUAUUUGGCUGACAGCAUCACAAAUAUGCUCUACAUGACAGAGAAAACCUGUCAUGCGUGGCUUGUAAGGGAAAAUACACAUGAAAAAAGAACUUCAUGGUUGUGUGGCAUGACAGGUGUAACUCUGUUGCAUGUUUUACAUUACAGAGUUACACUUACACAGUUUUUUUCUUGCAUAUUUGCCUGUUAGGCUUCAACAACUACGUCUGCGCUUUCGACAACGAAAGCACCUGCAAAAUCUACGAUUUGAACACGUAAGUCCUGUAUUUGAGUUUGUUUUGUUUUAUUCAAGUAAGUAGUUCAACUUCAUCAAGCAUAAGCAAAAGUGACGAGGACGCGCACCACUUCAGGAUGCUGCUGCAACUAUUUGCUUCGACAUUUUUUCAAUUUUUUUAUUCAGUAAAUUCAAGAAAAAAACCGCAGCCUUGAGCAGUUCCAAGUUUUUGUCGCGGACGGCGUUGGGAAAAACACGAAGGGCAAGUCCGACCUGGCUCUCGGCCCGAUCAAGUGCAUGUGCAAAAUCUCCGAGAACAGAAUAAUGUUUGCGGGGAGCCGAGUUUUGUUCUGGGAUAGCACGCCCGAGGAUCCGUUAGUCACGAGCGAGAACCCGAUUCCGUGCUUUGCGUAUUUACCCUAUCCCAACCAAGAACUGGCUCUGCCCGUAAAGACCGACAUCGUGGUGUGGGACGUGUUUCGGGGAAUACCAAAGCGCACGUUGGUCAAGGUACAACUCCUGUUGAUCUUCGCAGAAGACACUGCUGAUGUGACAAGAAGGUGAAAAAGAUGAGGCUGGUUAAUGGUGCAUGACGAUUCUGAAAUGAAAUGUUGAGUGUGUCAAGAAAACCACCAUAAAAUAAUGAUGCAACGUGGUGAAAAAUGAAAUCCGCACGUACUUUCCACAUCCAGGUUUGCUCCAACCCGGUGACAGCCCUCUCUUCCGCGAGUGAGGGAAAACGCUUCCUGGUCGGGUCAGAACGCGGGGAGGUCGGAGUGUUUCUCACGAACAGCUGCGGAAUGCGAUUGAAGUCCCUGGCCGCCCACCAGACGGAAAUCGUUGCGGUCGAAGCGCUGAACGACGUGAAGAGGAUAGUUUCGCUCUGUGCGUUUAAGGUGAUCCACGUCCACGACGACACGCACGACCGGAAGACGACGUUGCUGAAGAAAAUCGAAAUGAAUAAUUGUUCCUUUCUCAAGCUGUCGGGCAUUCCGCACGGGAACGUGAUUGCGUGUCCCGUGCAGGAGGGCUACGUUGUGUGGUGGAGCGUCGCACCGAUCAAGUACGAAGCGGGUGAGCCGCCGGCGAACCACGAGGACUUGGAUGCAAACGAGAAGCCGCACAACAGUCCCGUGAUCGGGUGCGCGUUCCUGGAGUCGCAUCCCCUGCUGCUCACGUUAGACUCGGAGGGCGUCAUCGUUUUUUGGGGGUACAGAAAACCUCUGCCCAUGUACUCUGUCCACUGGAAGAGCAACCUGGAGAAACACUUCGAGGAUAACAUGGGCGCGCUCAACACGAUAUCAAAUGCAAAAGUGUCUGGGUCUGGAAUGUUGCCGGGUUUGUCAUGCAUAUUUUGCAUGACCCAAAAUGUCUGCAAUGCAUGACCUAGCAUCACAGAUUUUUAGAGGGCUUCCUGAUGCCUAACCCGCAUGACAAAUGCCCUCCCCACGUAGCACAAACUAGACUCCUCUUGCUGAUCAUGCAAUGCAGGAAUUUUUUAGAGUCCAGAGUUAGCAUCACAAUCUCCAACUCUUCCAGACCCAGACAUUUUUGCAAUCCAUACACGACACUGAACACGCCGAUAAAGAACCUCGGCGGCAUAUCCUGUGCAAAAACAUCCCCACACCCCAGAGUUGUCAUGCAAAUGUGCAAUGACAGAAAGAUUUGUAAUGCGCUCUAGCAUGCGAGGCAUUUCCAGUCGUGUUUGGGAAUUUGUAAUGCUGUAAACAGGACGAGAAAAUGGCUUUGUCAUGCGGCUUUCCUUGCCAGCCAGUACUACACUGCAGAUCGAAACUUGUCAUGCAGAACCCCAAAAACUUGGGGAUUUGUGUUGCAGACUUCCCAUAUUGACUAUGGUGUGGGGACAUUUUUACAUAGGAUACGGCACCUCCGCGUCCAGCACAUUGACCGGAGCCGCGACGGCGGACGGAACCGGCGCUGUCCCGCCACCGGCGUCCACGCCGGGAGGCAGCAGCGGCCGAGAAACGAGCGGCUUCCUGUCACCGGAGAAACAAGCCCUAGAGGACGAAGGGCCGCCGCCAAUAACCAGCUGGGCGCAAUUGGGUACUUCUACCGAGUAAACUUUGUUUGUCAACAGCAUAUGGUCUUCUUUUAUUUUUCAAGGCACGACGAGCAGAUGAAGUUGAAGUUUUUUUCUUGUUCGUCUUGCCCUGUCUCUGCUAUGUCUCGUCAUGGGCUAUGGCUAAGUAUGCUGUGUGAAGAUCUGCACUUCCGUGCUCAUUGGAUCCGAUAUUAACCAGGGGGCGUAACCUCCAUGGCGUUCGACCGCACUCACAAUCUGUUCUACGUGGGCACUGACAGCGGGAGCGUGAGCAAAUGGUCCAUCACCGAACUGCUGAAGCAGGUGGAGCGGUCCAUCCGGCAACGGGAAAGAAAAGCGUCCAACUCUUCAAGUUCGAAUCCCAGUUCCGGGAUGCAGUUCCGGCGCAACAGCCAGAUCAGCAGCAAGAAGGAGAAGGAAGUGAAAUUGCACCUGAACUGGCUGGUCUCUAACGCGUUCGGUAACGUGCAGACCAAGGGGCCGGUCGACUUGCUGCAGUACGGAAAGGACAACUUGCUCUUCGCCAGCAACAUUUUGCAGCAAACGGUCUACCUGCUCGACGCCAGCAAUGGCACGAUCGUCGGGAAACUGCAGAAGAAGCUUUUGCUAUGGAACUACCCCGUGGAAACUGGGUUCCCGCACUUCCACCAAAUGAUUGCCAGCGGCGCCGGGAGUGGAGCGAAUUCUUUGCAAACAACACUGGAAGGAGCUGCAAGUGGGGCGAAUUUCACAAGUGGAACUACGGCAAAUAACAUCACGGCGACAACGGUCAACGAAGGAGGAGGACCUGCAGGAGCAGUGGACAAGGACGCGGCUCUUGUGGUCUGCACCACCUCCGCGGAGCAGCUCCUGAAGAUAGAAACGGACAAGAUCAACAAAACCCUGUCCAUAUGCUCUGCAAAAGUAUCGUACUCGUAAGUACUAAUUGCAAUCAUGCAUGACAAAUCUUGUUUCUUAGCCAAAUCAGCAUUACAAACUCCAUUUUUCCUUCUGAAAAAACUUGUAUUGCGAUUUGUACUAGUGCGAUGCUUUUUCGCAGGAUAGUCCAUCCGGGAGAUGGUGGAGAUGCCCGAGACGGACGCCGACGUGGAACACAAAGCCACGGAUAUCAAGAAGAAAAAUCCCCCUCCCCACAUCAAAACGGAAAUCUGUGAUGCAGAUUUGUGGUCACAAAUCAGCUUUGUCAUGCUAGAAGGAAAGACGUGCGGAGUGUAGUGCUGGCUGGCGUGGGAAAGCGUUGCGCCUUCAGCAUGACAGAGAGCAACUGGAAGUGGGAAACAGCAUGACAAAUUGCCUACAAACGAGGCCACAACUGCGGCUCUUGGCCCUCUGGCAUAGCAAGUCGAUUUGUGUACUCAAAUACGGCAUGACAAGUUUCGUUUUCGAUAUGGGGAGGGGGAUUUUUUCCUCUUGAUAACGGAACUGCAGGACCCAGAGCUGAUGAUGAAGCAGGAGAAGAAGCAGACCGCGAUAGAGGGCUCCUGGCGCGAGGAGCUGCGAAGAAAGAAGAAGUUCAGCGACAAGGUUCCGUCCAUGUGCUCGCCGGAACGAAUCCUGCAGGCCAGCCAGAACCGCAGCGUCCGACUGUCGCGCCACAGCGUGUUUUCCGACUCGAGUGAGUACCUCGGGUCCAUGAGCGAUGCCUCCAACUGGAAGCCGCCGUUGAAAUCGGGGCUAAAGCGCGGAAAACGCUUUGAAGACAGCGUGCAGUCCAGCGGCGACCGGUUGGCAGAAGCACUGGACAAGAUCGGAGCGGUGAACAUUGCUGAAAACUUCAGGAGUACGAGGUUUUAGCGUACAUAUUACAAGGCGGCGCUGCAGUUGUGGGCUCGCAAGACCGGGCUGCAAAGAAGAAUUAUCCUAUGUUUUAGUCGAGACGUCCUCGAAACAACGAAUCCUGUAAAAUCAUUUUCGUUUUCGUUUCACUUGAAAUAGUCAUGUCACUAUCGCUAUCGACGCUUCGUCCCAUUACAGAAAUGACAUCUUCAAGCAUCAAAACAACUUCGAACUUGUUUUCGUUUUCGCUUUGACAAAAGAUUGCGCGAGAGAGCUAGAAUGUAUCUGCUUAUUUGUAUGAUUCACAAAAACGCAAGCACCACAACGGUGGCAGACAGGAAAUGCAGCACGGUCUUUUUUCGAAAAGCUCACGU
Molecule: messenger RNA, 6373 nt
Organism: Amoebophrya sp. A120
Lineage: Eukaryota; Dinophyceae; Syndiniales; Amoebophryaceae
Source: the annotation of a GenBank genome assembly